GGAAGAGGGCCUUUCCUGAGUUGGCGCCUGUGCGCGAGGAUUUUUUUUUUCUUUCUUUUUUUUUCCCGCGUCGAGCGGAAGGGUCGCCAGUAUGGAGGCGUCUCCUCGGUCCCCUUCUCCCCAUGUCAUCUGCGAGGGAGACUGGGCUGUUCUCAAGCGGGACGACGUGUUCAAAGCGGUCGCCGUGGUGAAGCGAAGAAAAAUUGUUUUUGAAAAACAGUGGUUCUGCUUAGAUAAUGCCAUUGGGCAUGUUUAUGGAACAUCAUUUGAAGUGACUAGUGGUGGUAGUCUUCAGCCAAAGCGGACGUUAGAAGAGAUGAAUCCAGAAACAAAAGAAGCAGGUACAGAUAAUCGUAAUAUAAUAGACGAUGGAAAAUCUCAAAAACUGACUCAUGAUGAUAUAAAGGCUUUGAAGGAUAAAGGGAUUAAAGGAGAGGAAAUAGUUCAACAAUUAAUAGAGAACAGUACCACGUUUAGAGACAAAACAGAAUUUGCUCAAGAUAAAUACAUCAAAAAAAAGAAAAGGAAAUAUGAGGCAGUUAUUACAAUCAUAAAGCCAUCUACUCGUAUAUUAUCAACAAUGUACUAUGCAAGAGAACCAGGAAAGAUCAACUAUUUGCGGUAUGAUACUCUAGCCCAGAUGUUAACUUGGGGAAAUGUUCAUGCUGGCAACAAGAUGAUAGUAAUGGAAACCUGUGCAGGACUGGUGCUGGGAGCUGUAAUGGAACGUAUGGGAGGUUAUGGAUCGAUUGUUCAGAUAUAUCCAGGAGAAGGACCUGUUAGAGCAGCCACAAGUUGUUUUGGAUUUCCUAAAACUUUUUUUGACACACUCUCUGAGUUCCCACUCAGCAAAUUGGCCAGCAUUCUGUCUGGAACAUUUUCUUUAACGUCACUGCCUUCAGAGUCUGAAGAGAAAACACCAGUGGCAAAAGACAAAAAUGGUUCAGGGGAUGACAAGGAGCUUUCUAUACCAGAAGUAGACAUGGAAUGCAGUCCUAAGGUAGCUAUGGAGAGCGGUCAACCUGAAGAUCAAGAAAUAGCGGGAUUUGCUUCGGAUGCACUUGAUGAUAAAGCCAAGGGGACAACAUAUGACAAACAAAAGAAACAAGAGGAAAAGAAGAGAAAGCUGAUAGCAGCUGCUGCUUUAUUGAAAAACAAGGAUGCUGAUGGUUUAAUUGUAUCCAGUCGAUUUCAUCCAACAAGUUUACUACUCCUGUUGUUAGAGUUGGUAGCUCCUUCAAGGCCUUUUGUUGUCUACUGCCAAUUUAAAGAGCCACUCCUGGAAUGUUAUGCAAAACUGAGAGAGAAAGGUGGUGUCAUUAAUCUAAGACUUUCUGAAACAUGGUUACGAAACUAUCAGAUCUUGCCAGAUCGAAGUCAUCCCAAAUUGAUAAUGAGUGGUGGCGGUGGGUACUUGCUGACAGGUAUCACUGUUAAAAAUGAAAGCAUAAAUACCAGUGACUGCUUGGAUGAGCCAUCUUCUAAAAAGCGUAAGCUUCAAGAACACCAUUGAUGCUUCAAGAAAUUAUCCUUGUCCUCUCUUGCUAACUGUAUUUAAAGGCCCAGUGGAAUGCACUUUUUUUCCAUUUGCAACUGAAGGUUCUUUUUUAAAUCAAUCAUGUUCAACCAAAUAUUUGUAUUGCCAAUGUCAUUCCAGACUCAGGUAGUCCCAUAACUUAGAGUAUUACUUUAGAAAGAUAUGAUUAAGAAUCAGUCUUCCUGGAAAUGUUGCAAAAAUUGACUGAAAGUCCAGCUUGGUUCUGUUUCAGAAUUUUGUUUUGAAUUAAAAAAAACAUGUUCACACUAAUCCCAUUUCCAUUUCUGUUAAAAUCAGUUUUUUUAACCAAGUGAAAUGAAUGUUGCAAAGUGCUCUACUAUUAUCAGUGAGAAAGGCUAUUGCACAUUUUAACCAUUCUGGAUUUCAAAAAAAGCAAACAUUACACAUUAGUUUGGAAAUAU
Messenger RNA from Notechis scutatus (mainland tiger snake), 1959 nucleotides. RefSeq names its product tRNA methyltransferase 6 non-catalytic subunit (gene TRMT6). Gene Ontology annotation, cellular component: nucleus; tRNA (m1A) methyltransferase complex. The record is from RefSeq and is a predicted model, not a curated record. NCBI's taxonomy places the organism in Eukaryota, Metazoa, Chordata, Lepidosauria, Squamata, Elapidae. Gene Ontology annotation, biological process: tRNA methylation.